UAUUUUGUUUUUUGUUUUUUAGUGGUACUCAUCAUAAAAAGACUUGUUCUAAUCAAUCAGAUAUAGCUCGAUGGGAAGAAACUGAUAAAUAUUAUCAACUUAAUCAGCAAUAUUUAUUUCCAACAAAACCUCUUACUGUACAUGCUAAAUACGAAGCAAGACGUCCACUUAAACAAACUAACGGUGGAUGGUCUGAUUUACGAGAUCGACAAUUAUGUUUAUCAUUUGCAUUAAAAAAUCCAACAAAUAUAUCACAUAUAAAUAUAAAAAUUUGA
Molecule: messenger RNA, 275 nt
Organism: Adineta ricciae
Lineage: Eukaryota; Metazoa; Rotifera; Eurotatoria; Adinetida; Adinetidae
Source: the annotation of a GenBank genome assembly